Panicum virgatum (switchgrass) is the source of this 1674-nucleotide messenger RNA. Its product is annotated as disease resistance protein RGA5-like. The transcript is spliced from 5 exons. Lineage: Eukaryota; Viridiplantae; Streptophyta; Magnoliopsida; Poales; Poaceae. Bases 1 to 1674 code for a protein of 557 amino acids. Gene Ontology annotation, molecular function: ADP binding. The record is from RefSeq and is a predicted model, not a curated record.
AUGGAGGUCGCGACGGGGGCACUGCCGAGCCUCCUCCCCAAGCUUGCCGAUCUGCUCAUCAGCGAGUACAGCCUGCAGAAGGAGGUCAAGGGCAGCAUAAAGUUUCUCCAAACUGAGCUUGAGAGCAUGAAGGCUGCUAUUGAGGAGAUCUCAGUUGCACCAGAUGACAAGCUUAACAAAGUCGACAAGAUCUGGGCCAGGGAAGUGAGGGAGCUGUCCUACGAUAUAGAGGACAAAAUUGACACAUUCGUUGUGCGCUGCAAGGAUAGCAAGCUUGCUGAACAACAUGGCAUCAAGAAGAUCAUUAGCAGGAGCCACAAUUGGUUGACACAGCCCAAGAUCCGCCCUAAGAUUUCUACUGACAUUAGGGAGAUCAAGAGACGUGUGGAAGAGGUGUCCAAGCGGCGUGAUCGGUACAAGGUUAAUGGUGAGGUUGCUAAACCCGUCAUGGUAGAUCUUCGUUUGCUAGCUCGGUAUGAGAAGAUGACAGAGCUUGUUGGCAUUAAUGAAGCAAGAGAUGAGCUAAUUAAGUUGAUGAUGGAAGGCAAUGGAAUGUCCAAGCAGCAUGAAAAGAUACUUUCCAUCGUUGGAUUUGGAGGGCUGGGAAAGACAACUCUUGCUAAUGUGGUGUAUCAAAAUCUUAGAGCACAAUUUGAUUGCUCUGCUUUUGUUUCAGUGUCUCAAACUCCUGACAUGGAUAAAUUAUUCAAGAACUUGCUAUAUCAACUUGGCAAGAGAAAUAUUGCAGGCUUCAAUGUCAUCAAUGAGCUUAGAGAAUUCCUUGGAGAAAAGAGGUACCUCGUUGUUAUUGAUGACAUAUGGGAUAUCUCAGUUUGGAAAACAAUUAGAUAUGCUUUGCCUGAUAAUAAUCGUGGUUGUAAAAUUAUCACAACUACGCGUAUUCUGAAAGUCGCUGAAGAAGUCGGCGGUGCUUACAAGAUGAAACCUCUUUGUCUUCACAAUUCUAGAAUAUUACUGUACAGAAGAAUAUUUGGCAACAAAGAUGAAGAAAAGUGUCCUAAUGAGGAGUUAGCUGAAGUAUCCGACAGAAUACUAACCAAAUGUGCUGGGGUGCCUUUAGCAAUCAUUACUAUAGCUAGUUUGCUGGCCAGUAAAGGGACAAAUAAAUUGGACUGGUAUGAGGUGUAUAAUUCCAUUGAAGAUUAUGAAAUUGAGAAAAAGCGUUUGAUAUGGAUGUGGAUAUCAGAAGGUUUUAUCCAUUGUGGGAAACAAGAGCAAAAUGUAUUUGAAGUUGGAGAGAGUUUAUUUAAUGAGCUCGUCUCCAUCACAAAAGGUUCGAAGGUUAUGCCUCCAAAAUUACAAGGAGGGUCAUGGUACAUUUGGGGCUACAAUGAAGAUGCAUCAAGUGAGUAUAUUGGGAAGUUAGUUCACAUGAGAUGCCUAGGACUACGUUCUACAGAUAUUGUUCAGCUCCCUGAGGAAAUAGGGAACCUGCAAUUUCUAAAGGUGUUGGACAUCUCAAACAGUUGCAUUCCAGCAUUGCCGUCCAAUAUUGUUCAGCCAAGACAGUUAAAGUGCCUGUACAUUAAUGAUGCCAAUUCGAAUGAAGAAAGUUUAUGGUCAUUUGGAACUGCUAUGAAAGGGAUCAGCAGGGGUCUAACAUAUCCCUUGAAGAGCUGUCAAGGUCAUACAUCAGUACGGGUGACGAUAUAG